Messenger RNA from Hippocampus comes (tiger tail seahorse), 3684 nucleotides. RefSeq names its product ligand dependent nuclear receptor corepressor (gene lcor). The coding region runs from base 91 to 2070 and encodes 659 amino acids. NCBI's taxonomy places the organism in Eukaryota, Metazoa, Chordata, Actinopteri, Syngnathiformes, Syngnathidae. Gene Ontology annotation, biological process: regulation of transcription by RNA polymerase II. Gene Ontology annotation, molecular function: DNA binding. The record is from RefSeq and is a predicted model, not a curated record. Gene Ontology annotation, cellular component: nucleus. The transcript is spliced from 7 exons.
CCCAGCGUCACAAGAACGAGCGAGCGAGCGAGCGAGGGUGACGCGCGCGCCCAGCAGUAUGUGCGCGCCCACGGGAGGGGCCAACAGAAAAUGGCGAGUCUGUGCAAGCGGCAGCAAUGCACACUAGAGAGGCGCGGCUUUCGGCAGGAGCUUGACUCGUGGAGGCACAAACUCAUUCACUGUGUAGGCUUUGAAAGCAUCCUGGAAGGCUUGUUUGGGCCGGGAGUAGUCAAAGAUAGCACGCUUUUCCAAGCUUGCAAGCCCGAGGAAGUUUCCGACUGGUCGUUUGAUGACAACUGUCUCUUCUGCUGCCUGCGAGUUGAGAAAGUCAAGGAUCACGGCGCCCACGACACAGUCGCCGGCGGCCAGCUGCUGUCGGAGGGCGAGGACGCCAAACGGGAACAGACUCGCCUCAGCCGGCUGGAGAAACAAGCGCAAGACUUCCUCAAUGCUGUGUUUCACAGGAAAGAGCUCCCAAGUUUGUCGGACCCCCACAUUCCUCGAGUGGCUCGCGAGAUCAUGCAGCGAAUGAUCCGGCAGUUUGCCGCUGAAUAUACCUCAAAAAACACUCAGGACGCCCCCCCGCCUCCGCUGCCGCCCAACGGGGCCAUGAAGGACCAAAGCCCGCCGCCCUGCUCUCUGCCGGCGCCGUGCUCGCCGCCCUCGUCCGCAUCCUGCUCCUCGCCGUCGCCCUGCCUCAGCCCCCCCGACGCCGAGGGGGGCGCGACCGUCGCCGCCUCUGCACAGAACCCCGUCCUCAGCAAGCUGCUCAUGGCCGACCAGGACGGCCCGCUGGACCUCACUGUCAAGAAGAACCCGGCCGAGACCGAGACCCCCGCCCAGCAAGAUGGCGUUUUGGAUCUUUCCACCAAAAAGAACCAGAAUGACAAGCAGGGCUUCUCCUCACCGCAUGGACUCAAAGGGCACCCCUUCAAGGUGGAGCGUUGCGCGCCAGAUGCGGACGAGGAUGACGGCGCGCCGCCACGAAGCUUUCAGGACGGCCUUCGAGACAACGUGAUCAGCUCCUUUAAGCCGCCGCUAGCCCACUCGCUGCGCAUCAAGGAGGAGUUGCUUAGCCAGAAGCACCGCCUCCUGGGCCAGCCCGCCGCGCUGUCAUUGGCCAGCCUGGAGUCGGCCGGUCUCCUCAAUCACGGUCAGUCGCACUCCCUGCUGGGCCAGAAGGGCUCCUCGUCCUUCUGGGGCAGCAAGGCCCACCUGGAGGGCCUGAUGAAGUUGAAACAGGCCAGCGGGGCCCUGAGCGGGGCCCUGAGCGGGGCCCUCGGAGGCCUCAAAGACCUGCCUACCUUUCUGGAGAACCAUCACAACCACCACGGCGCCUUCUCCUUCAAGAAUUCUCUGCUUCACCACCACAAUCAGGUCUCCAAGGCCCAGCAUCACCACCACGACGCCAAACGGGACCACUCGCCCCCGGUCGACCUGAAGAUCCCGCAGGUUCGAGGCAUGGAUAUCUCUUGGGACUCCCCCGCCUCGGAGCUGUACGGUUUUGGCGGAAUCGGGCCCGGCGCCGGCGGGGGACCGGGCGAGAACGCCUUGAGCCGCAAGCUGAGGGCAAUCCUGCCCAAGCAGAAUCGGCGGGGCGGCAGCUUGGGAAGCCUGCUGGACGGCGCGGCGGAGUACUGGGCCGCCGACUUGGAGCACUCCGCCUCCGGGCCGGCGUACUCCAUCUCGGAUGCCGAGGGGGACCCCAACUCCAAGCAGCCGCGGAAGAAGAGGGGCCGCUAUCGGCAGUACAACAGCGAGAUCCUGGAGGAGGCCAUCGCCGUGGUCAUGAGCGGCAAGAUGAGCGUCUCCAAGGCGCAGAACAUGUACGGGAUCCCGCACAGCACGCUGGAGUACAAAGUCAAGGAGCGCAUGGGCACGCUGAAGAACCCCCCAAAGAAGAAGCUCAAGCUGAUGAUGAAGAUGGAGGCGGGCGGCCCCGAGUUCCCCGCCGACGCCGAAAACACGCCCGCCGUCACCCCGCGCGCCGACCGCGCCGCCGCUGCCCCCUCCCUCGGGCCCGCCGAGCUCAAGGCCGACGUCAAGGAAGAGAUGGAACCCAUCGAAUGAAAGCAACCUUCGCCGGACUCCUCCGGAACCAACACGGGACUUUAUGUGUGCCAAUUUCCUUUGCGGUAUCCGGGCCGAGCACAAACGCAGGGAUGAAAACCGAGACGCGUUGUGGGAGACCAACCACGAAUUGGAAGCUUUUUUUUUUUUUUAUACCCGAGACAAAACGACGACAAUUUCCUCAAGCAUGCCGAUAAUCCCCAGUCGGGUUGCAAAGGGCUGGAAAAUUUUCUGUUGAAGUUUCCGGUCGAUUUCCACCAGAAGUUGGACUGGGCAAUUUUGGAAAUAGCCUUGCCAUGGGAAUUAACUGGGAAUUGUGGGUAAUUGUGUCACAUUCAAACUGAAACAGAAAUUUGGCGUCGACGUGAAGCAGGCGGCACCGCAAAAUUGACAGCGCUCCUUGCCCGUAAGCAAAGGGCAUGACACUACCUUUAAUAACGGCAUCUUAUUCACGUGAGCGGCAGCAGAUCCGAAGUUGUUCAUUUUAAUUUGGGAUCAACCGAAGCGAUGGCUCGUACCCGGAAAACCUUGUGAGGCGAGGCACCCCUCGCUCAGGCGCCUCUUGGACUGAGUCCGAUUUCAUUUCCCAAGUGAGAGCCCACUUCCGACAUCAAGUCGCAUUCACUCCCUCGGAGUCUUUCCAAUUUUGAAAAUUCACAGAAAUUUGUCAGCCCGAUGCCCGACACGGAAAACCUUGGAAAGCAAGACCCCUUGCCCGUAUUUCUUCUGCGGACCCGGACCCCGACGGCUCACGGACGCAGUCUCUUGGGAUCAUUACAAUUUGGGCAAAGAGACAAAAGGGGCCGGCAAGGGGUUAAAAAUUGCAAAGUGACCAUUUUAGUGUGCGUAUGAAUCAACGCCGUCAAGAUUCCUCGUCAGGGUUGUGAAUCGUAACCCGCCUGCCAGGUAGCCAUGAUGCUUUAACUGCAAGACCUUUUUUUUCUUUCCUGCCCGCGACGUCCCGCCGAGUUCCGUGCGGAGUGAGAAGACACACAAAAAGUCAUUCAGGGAUGCAUGUUUGUGAGUUUUGUGACAAACUACUGACUGGUGAGAUCAUUUUGUUUCCUUCUUUUUUUUUUCUUGUUUUUUGGGGGGGGAGUUUUUUUUUUUUUUUUUUUUUUUUUUUGAUUUUGCUUUCUUUUGCACUACACUUUGGGUCCGGCGCUUUGGCGGACCAGGUUACCUCGGCAUUGUUGCCCCUCGCAUCAUGCACUUAUUACGGUCCGUCUCACAAGCCGGGUCGGGGAGGGCCCGCCGACGCCGCUGCCUCAGGAUCUGAAUGCGGAUCAGCCGCAGCGGCGCCGGCGCUACCUCAUGGACCUCCGUCAGCGUCUGAUCGUGAAAGGCCGGCGCAGUCUUCGGCCUUUCAGGACGGGCGUGAAGCUCGGCUGCUAUCCACACGACGAGCCCCCGCUCCUAUGCUAAUGUCUUAGCGGGGCCUCGGCUAACCGCUAGCUAGAUAGCCUGGGCUUAGCCAGGACAUUUUGCUGAUGUUUUUCUUUCCUCUUUUCCUUUUUCUCUUCUAAUCAAGCUCAACUCACUGAGUUGCUCUACCAUCCAAUUUCUAGUUUUAAAGGCAGUUUACUACGACAAUGUGCAUUUAUAUGGGGUGCC